GUGCUCCUGCGUGUGUUGCCUUCUUGGCGUCGAUUUUACGCAACUUGGAUCGCCAUGUGGCCUUAGUCAUCAGGCACCAACUGCCAACUGUCUCACGACGAACCUGAGCUGUCCUCACCGCACAGCAGCGCCAUCAUCGCCAUCCCUGUCAACGAGCAAGCUCUCCCAACUUUCGACCCCUCCUCCCCCCAUCGUCCGCCGGGCUCAGUCAAUUUCGAAACCGUCACCACUCCCAACGGAUAGUCCGCCAUCAUGGCCAACUACUACGCCCAACACCCUCCGCAGGGCGGCUACGCACCGCAAGGCGCCCAAAACCUCCAAUUCUACCCAUCAUCCUACGGCGCACCAGGCGCAUCCCCAGCACCACCAGGCGGCCCACAGGCAGGCGGCUAUGGUUUCGGUCAGUCGACAACGCCCUCUGGCUUCUCCAAUCCAGGCUUCGGCGCUGGUCCCGGUGUGAGCGGACGGAUGGGCGAGCAGGGUGGCCUACGGACAGGAUGGCUCGCCGCAUUCUCGACAGAGGGCUAUGAUCAGGAGCCACCGUUGCUGGAAGAGCUCGGCGUCAACUUUGGACACAUCCAGGCCAAGACCCUCGCCGUGCUGAACCCGUUCCGCCCGAUAAACCAACACAUCAUGGACGACUCCGACCUCGCCGGCCCCCUUCUCUUCUUUCUCCUCUUUGGCACCUUCCUGCUGUUCUCGGGCCAGGUCCAUUUCGGCUACAUCUACGGCCUCGCCGUCCUCGGCUCGUGCACCCUCCACAUCAUCCUCUCGCUCAUGUCGCCGACCGACGCCCAAGCCGCGCAAGAACACCAGGGUCCGUACCAGAACCACUACCCGGACCAGCAGCAAGGCGGCGGCGUCAGCGGCGGCCACUUCUCGGCGACACUGACGUUUCCUCGGUCGGCGAGCGUGCUGGGGUACUGCCUGCUGCCGCUGGUCGCCACCAGCCUGGUCGGCAUCGUCGUGCCCAUGAACACGCCGUUUGGCCACGUUCUCACGUCAGCCGCCAUCUUGUGGUGUACCUAUAGCGCGAGCGGGAUGUUCUGCGCCGUCGGCCGGAUGAGAGGCAUGCGGGCCCUGGUCGCCUACCCCCUGGCCUUAUUCUACGUUGGGUUUGGUUUGAUGGGCAUUUUUAGCAGCAGGGCGGUGGCUAUCUGGAACCCCUUUGGCAGCGGGAGCGCAGACUCGGGUCAGGCCGACAUGGUACACUAAGUUAGAAGAUGGGACAUCAAGGACAUUCACUACGCGUGCACCAGUGGAAGGGGGGAAACAAAGAUACCAUUGCACCACUUGCAUCCACACUUGCUUCAUUGGUCUACUCUGUUCGUGUCUAAUAUGUCCCCGUUUUGGCCUCUCAUCAGGCGUACGUAUAAUCGUAGUAUUACAGCAUGCAUGGCUCUCUUGUGCAGUAACGUCAAGGAAAACAAACAACAAGCCGACCAUUGCCUCCCAGACCGAGUCAACGCCAAAAGUUUUCAAACAAAUCGCUCUAUACCGAUAGAGUCGCGGAUGUA
Emericellopsis atlantica is the source of this 1517-nucleotide messenger RNA. Its product is annotated as putative Golgi membrane protein. The coding region runs from base 253 to 1215 and encodes 320 amino acids. NCBI's taxonomy places the organism in Eukaryota, Fungi, Ascomycota, Sordariomycetes, Hypocreales, Bionectriaceae. The record is from RefSeq and is a predicted model, not a curated record. Gene Ontology annotation, cellular component: membrane; trans-Golgi network. Gene Ontology annotation, biological process: endoplasmic reticulum to Golgi vesicle-mediated transport; vesicle fusion with Golgi apparatus. The transcript has 2 exons.